CCGGCGCCGCCCGCCUGUCAGCGGGCAGCUGGGCUAGGCUCCGACCUUGUAGCGGCGCAGCGCCGGUUCCGAGCAGAGCGGUGCCCAGCGCGGGCUCGGUGAGAGGCAGGAGUCUGUGUCCCUGCGUCCCGGCCACGGCGUCACCCUCUUACGACUCACCUGGUGGCAGGUGUGGCCUCGCCCAGCUGGCAGUGAUGGCCUUGCCCCGGUGAGCCGAAGUCUGUCCCUAUCACCCGCCGGCCACCAGCCAGCAGGAUGAGGCUGUGGAAGGCGGUCGUAGUGACGCUGGCCUUCGUGAGCAUGGACGUCGGGGUGACCACGGCCAUCUAUGCCUUCAGCCACCUGGACCGCAGCCUGCUGGAGGACAUCCGACACUUUAACAUCUUCGACUCGGUGCUGGACCUCUGGGCUGCCUGCCUGUACCGUAGCUGCCUGCUGCUGGGGGCUACUAUAGGCGUGGCCAAGAACAGCGCUCUGGGGCCGAGGCGCCUGCGGGCCUCGUGGCUCGUCAUCACCCUCGUGUGCCUCUUCGUGGGCAUCUAUGCCAUGGCCAAACUGCUGCUCUUCUCCGAAGUGCGCAGGCCUAUCCGGGACCCGUGGUUCUGGGCGCUGUUCGUGUGGACCUAUAUCUCGCUGGCGGCCUCCUUCCUGCUGUGGGGGCUGCUGGCCACCGUGCGGCCGGACGCCGAGGCCCUGGAGCCCGGGAAUGAGGGCUUCCACGGGGAGGGCGGGGCCCCUGCUGAGCAGGCCUCCGGAGCCACGCUACAGAAGCUGCUGUCCUACACAAAGCCUGACGUGGCCUUCCUAGUCGCUGCCUCCUUCUUCCUCAUCGUAGCAGCUCUGGGUGAGACCUUCCUGCCCUACUACACUGGCCGCGCCAUUGACAGCAUCGUGAUCCAGAAAAGCAUGGACCAGUUCACCACGGCCGUUGUGGUUGUCUGCCUGCUGGCCAUCGGCAGCUCAUUGGCCGCAGGUAUUCGGGGCGGCAUUUUCACCCUCGUAUUUGCCAGACUGAACAUUCGCCUCCGGAACUGUCUCUUCCGCUCACUGGUGUCACAGGAGACAAGCUUCUUCGAUGAGAAUCGCACAGGGGACCUCAUCUCCCGCCUCACCUCUGACACCACCAUGGUCAGCGACCUGGUCUCCCAGAACAUCAACAUCUUCCUGAGGAACACGGUCAAGGUCACGGGCGUGGUGGUCUUCAUGUUCAGCCUCUCGUGGCAGCUUUCCCUGGUCACCUUCAUGGGUUUCCCCAUCAUCAUGAUGGUGUCCAACAUCUACGGCAAGUACUAUAAGAGGCUCUCCAAGGAGGUCCAGAGCGCCCUGGCCAGAGCCAGCACCACGGCCGAGGAGACCAUCAGCGCAAUGAAGACCGUGCGCAGCUUCGCCAAUGAGGAGGAGGAGGCGGAGGUGUUCCUGCGGAAGCUCCAGCAGGUGUACAAGCUGAACCGGAAGGAAGCAGCAGCCUACAUGUCCUAUGUCUGGGGCAGCGGGCUCACACUCCUGGUGGUCCAGGUCAGCAUCCUCUACUACGGGGGCCACCUCGUCAUCUCGGGGCAGAUGAGCAGCGGCAACCUCAUCGCCUUCAUCAUCUACGAGUUUGUCCUGGGAGACUGCAUGGAGUCCGUGGGCUCCGUCUACAGUGGCCUGAUGCAGGGCGUGGGGGCCGCUGAGAAGGUGUUCGAGUUCAUUGACCGGCAGCCGACCAUGGUGCACGACGGGAACUUGGCUCCUGACCACCUCGAGGGCAGGGUGGACUUUGAGAAUGUAACCUUCACCUACCGCACCCGGCCCCACACGCAGGUCCUCCAGAACGUCUCCUUCAGCCUGUCCCCAGGCAAGGUGACAGCUCUGGUGGGGCCCUCAGGCAGUGGAAAGAGCUCCUGUGUGAACAUCCUGGAGAACUUCUACCCACUGCAGGGCGGCCGCGUGCUGUUGGACGGCAAGCCCAUCGGAGCCUAUGACCACAAGUACCUGCACCGCGUGAUCUCACUGGUAAGCCAGGAGCCCGUGCUGUUCGCCCGCUCCAUCACAGACAACAUCUCCUACGGCCUGCCCACCGUGCCCUUCGAGAUGGUGGUGGAGGCUGCCCAGAAGGCCAACGCCCACGGCUUCAUCAUGGAGUUGCAGGACGGGUACAGCACAGAGACCGGAGAGAAGGGCGCCCAGCUGUCCGGUGGCCAGAAGCAACGUGUGGCCAUGGCGCGCGCACUGGUGCGGAACCCGCCCGUGCUCAUCCUGGACGAAGCCACCAGCGCCCUGGAUGCAGAGAGUGAAUACCUGGUAGCCCUGGCUGACCUCAACUUCACCCCCAGGACUAAAAGGUGUGCACCACCACACCCAGCUAUAUUUUUUUCUUAAGAAGAAAAUGUUUAUUUAAUUUGGAUGUAAAAAUCUUGAUUUAAAAUAUUGAUAUCCUUGAAAUGGAGGGUUUUAAAAACAAUUUUUAGAUGUAUUUAUUGUGUAUACAGCAUACUGCCUAUGUGUAUGCAUGAAGGCCAGAAGACAGCACCAGGUCUCAUUAGAGAUGGUUAUGAACCAGGCUGGUGCUCUUCCAGAGGACCCAUGUGGUGGCUCAGGACCCUCGGUAACUCCAGUUGCAGGAGAAUCAGUCACUAUCUCUGUUGGCACCGGGCAUACACACACACACACACAAAAUACUUUGUUUCCUUUUAAGAUAGGUUAUCUCUAUGUGGCCCUGGCUAUCAUGGUGCCUGCUAUGUAGACCAGGCUGGCCUCUAACUCAGAGAUCUUCCUGUCUCUGAAUGUUGGGAUUAAAGGUAUGUACUACUCCACCCAGAUCAUAUGCUUUUUAAAAAAGAAAAUCUUAACAUUGUAAACAAAAUAAAGCAUUAAUUUUGUCUCAAAGUAUUGAAUUUUGACAUUAAAAUUGUAUAGUUAUAACCAUAUCUCAGGGCAGGGGUGGCGCAUACCUUUAAUCCCAGCACUUGGAAGGCAGAGGCAGGUGGAUUUCCGAGUUUGAGGCCAGCCUGGUCUACAGAGUGAGUUCCAGGACAGCCAGGGCUAUACACAGAAACCCUGUCUCAAAAGACCAAAAACAACAACAACAAAUAUCUAAUUUUUAGUCGGUAACAUGUAUCUAUCUUCAAUCAUUAUUUUAUUUCCAUUUUGAAAUAUUUUCUUUACUCUUUGCCCAAAAGCCUUUAACUUUUUACCACUUAAAAAAACUUGAUACUUUAUUUUACCAUAAUUAUUUCUGAAAAACAAAUUGUUGGACACAGAUUCUUACUAUAUAGACCAGGCUGGCUCUCAACUCGGAGUUCUGCCUGCCUCCCAAAGUUCUUGGAUUAAAGACAUACACCACCUCUCUACCUCUGGCUAGAUGAUUUUAAUGAGAUGAUUUUAAAUGAAAACCCAGAAAAAAUUAGGGUAUCUAUCAGUUAUCAGUUAUAAAUACAGAUAAAACACAUUAAUAG
Molecule: messenger RNA, 3437 nt
Organism: Apodemus sylvaticus (European woodmouse)
Lineage: Eukaryota; Metazoa; Chordata; Mammalia; Rodentia; Muridae
Gene: Abcb9
Product: ATP binding cassette subfamily B member 9
Exons: 12
Coding region: 256-2361 (701 amino acids)
Biological process (GO): transmembrane transport; peptide transport
Cellular component (GO): lysosomal membrane
Molecular function (GO): ATP binding; ABC-type oligopeptide transporter activity; ATP hydrolysis activity
Source: RefSeq, a predicted model, not a curated record